UUUUAUUGUUUACCGAAACAUGGCCGCCUCCACAAGCGAUGGAGGCCAAUCUCACAUCAUUGAUGAUUUGGAGACAGCGUUUCAGAAUUGCCUUGCCUUGGUGACAACCCAGGAGCAUUUCAAUGUUGUUGAUUCAGAAGAGACGAAGACAGGGGUGGAUCACACAAUAUCCAAGUUCCUGGAUUUAGCUCGUCAGACAGAAGCAUAUUUCCUGAGCCAGAGACUGAUCAUGUCUACAGAGAAACCGGAGCAGGUGCUGAAGGAGGACAUUGCAGACUUGAAGAGUGAGAUUGAGAGAAAAGAGAAGCUGAUUGAGAAACACCAUGAACGUCUUCAGCACUGGCAGAACCUCCUCCGUAACAUGCCUGGCACCGGGACACCCCAGCAACCCUCCCUUCACCAGCAACAGCCCCCACAGAUGCAACAACCACCACCUCCCCAGCCCAUGCACCCACAACAGCACCCAGGCAUGGCCCCGUACCCAGGCCCCCCCAUGCCAGGCACUGUCCCCCAGCCCUUCGUCAUGCCUCCCCCUCAACCUCCACCAGCAUACCAACCAGGGCCCCUAGCUUACCUUGAACAAACCAUGUCAAACAUAGGUAUGCCUGAUCGAAGAUAACAUGUAUUAAGUGCUGGCCAGCAUUGGUUUGUCUGAUCAAAAAUAGCAUUGUGUCACGCACAAUAUUGGUAUGGCUGGUUUAAGAUGGCAUGCAUGAAGUCUUGUCCAGCAUCAGUAUGUCUGAUCGCACAUAUCAUGCACUGACUGAUGACAAAUAUUGGUAUGGCCAAUUUAAGAUGUCGUGCAUUGUGUCAUGUCCAAUAUAGGUAUGGCUUGUUUAAGACAGCCCUUGUUAAACCAUGUCCAACAUUGGUCAUGUAGAAGAUGGCAUGUGUUAAAUCAUGUCCCAACAUUGGUCAGACUGAAGGCAUGUGUUAAAUCAUGUCCAACAUUGAACAUUGGUCA
Molecule: messenger RNA, 964 nt
Organism: Haliotis rubra (blacklip abalone)
Lineage: Eukaryota; Metazoa; Mollusca; Gastropoda; Lepetellida; Haliotidae
Product: mediator of RNA polymerase II transcription subunit 28-like
Exons: 4
Coding region: 20-619 (199 amino acids)
Cellular component (GO): mediator complex
Source: RefSeq, a predicted model, not a curated record